AGCUUUACGGGAUUCCAGAGGAGCGGAUCGGGUGAAACUAUCCCAAACUAUCGGACUAGUUUGCUGAGGGAAUCCCUGCUAGGUGGUCGGAACACUUCUGAUCGACUCAGCCGUGGGACAGGAGCGAAUAAAUGCGGUUCCUGGGCCGGUCCUGAGCCUCGGGAGAAGCCGCUGACCUGUGGAGCAAAUGUCUGAAGACCAACGGUCUCCGCUAGCCGUCGACUAGCAUCGGCUAGCUAGCUGUGCGGCUGGAGCUUUAACGGAAUAUCACCAGAUGGAAAUCUAACAUUUACACCCAGUGGAUUAUGCCUUUCUGAAAUUAUGGGGCGCUUUUCUUCAGACCUGGACUCCUGCUGCAGAGAUUUCUCCUUCCAUGUGGAUUUAUUUUAAACAUCUGGAUGUGUUUUUAUUUUUCUUCCUGGUUCCUGUUAAACAUUCACUAUGCAUGUAUGCGGGUUGGAUAUGCUCACAUUCAUAUAAACUUUAGCGUGAAUCCGUGAGAGGGAACCCAGAGAAGGAGGUCCAGGACAGUAUAGACCUCCAGAGAAACAUGGCCUCGGUGUGGAAGAGACUGCAGCGUGUGGGGAAGCAUGCCUCCAAGUUCCAGUUCGUGGCUUCCUACCAGGAGCUGAUGGUGGAGUGCACCAAGAAAUGGCAACCAGACAAACUGGUGGUGGUUUGGACUCGCAGAAGUCGGAGGAAAUCCUCUAAGUCCCACAGCUGGCAGCCUGGCAUAAAAAACCCCUACAGAGGAGUGGUGGUGUGGCCCGUUCCAGAGAACAUAGAGAUCACCGUCACUCUGUUUAAGGACCCCCAUGCAGAGGAGUUUGAGGACAAAGAGUGGACGUUUGUCAUUGAGAAUGAGUCUCCAUCGGGCCGGAGGAAGGCCUUGGCCACCAGCAGCAUAAACAUGAAGCAGUACGCUAGCCCCAUGCCCACACAGACCGACGUCAAACUCAAGUUUAAGCCGCUGUCCAAGAAGGUGGUGUCGGCCACGCUGCAGUUCUCGCUCUCAUGCAUCUUCCUCCGUGAGGGAAAGGCCACGGAUGAGGACAUGCAGAGCCUGGCCAGCCUGAUGAGCAUGAAACAGGCCGACAUCGGAAACCUGGAUGACUUUGAGGAGGAGAAUGAGGAGGACGCGGAGAACCGAGUCAACCAGGAGGAGAAGGCUGCUAAGAUCACAGAGAUAGUAAACCAGCUGAAUGCCCUCAGCUGCUUCUAUGGGGAUGAUGAUGAUGAUGAUGAUGAAGGUGUUUCCAAGCGAACACGCAAAGCAUCAGCUAAACCUGCUGCUUCCUGCCAAGAACUGAUAAACAAGCUGAACUUCCUGGAAGACGAGGAUCAGGAAAAACCUCCCACCAUGAGCAACAAUCCCUUCGAUGACCCCGAAGACGACCUUCAUCCAAACCACCUCAACCCAUUCAGUGAUUCAGAUGAAGAAGAACCUCCAGUCCAGCUGGCUUUAAGGCAGCGGGUCGAUGAUGAUUCCUUCUUCGACCACGACUCCUCGAACCCAUUCAGUGAGCUGGACGAACCAGAGACCGACGCUCCUCCGGGGAACCCUUUCGAUGAGCAGGACUCCCAGCCAGACCCAGAACCUCCGAAGCCCAGACAGAGGAAAGGAGUUCGGCCCGUUGACAUGAGCAAAUACCUGUACGCCGACGCGUCUCACACUGAGGAGGAGGAGCUGGACGAAUCCAACCCGUUCUAUGAGCCCAGAGCUUCCAGUCCUGGACCUGCUGGUGGAUCGUCUGUAGAUGUGGGCAGCAGCCAGAAGAGAAGAGCCCCUCCACCUCCAGGCAGCGGCCCCAGCCCUCCACCUCACAGACCCAGCUCUGGUCCAGACAGGGAGAGGGUCCAGCCGCUGGGGCCCAGCCCGAUGGGACCCAGCCUAGUGGGGCCUGGUUUGGUGGGGCCCGGUCCGGUGGCAGCAGUGAUGGGCAGAGAGCUGGCCUCCUCCUCCCCCAAGCCCAGCCCCGUCCCCAGCCCUGUUCUGGGAGGGAAGCCCAAUGCCAGCCAGUCCCUGCUGGCCUGGUGCCGGGAGGUCACCAAGAACUACCGCGGGGUGAAGAUCACCAACUUCACCACGUCCUGGAGGAACGGGCUGGCCUUCUGCGCUCUGCUGCACCACUUCAGACCAGACGUAAUAGACUACAAGUCGCUCAGUCCUCAGGAUAUUAAAGAAAACAACAAAAAGGCUUAUGAUGGUUUUGCCAGUCUGGGCAUCUCUCGCCUCCUGGAGCCCUCUGACAUGGUGCUGCUGGCCAUCCCUGACAAGCUGACGGUGAUGACCUACCUGUACCAGAUCCGGGCCCACUUCUCCGGCGAGGAGCUCAAUGUGGUGCAGAUCGAGGCCAACAGCAGCCGCAGCACCUACAAGGUGGGCGACUUUGAAACCGACACAAAUGCUUCCAUCGGCCAGGACAAGUUCUACGCCGAGCUGAACGACGUGCAGCACCGCCAGGUGAACGCUCAGCCUGCUGCGUCCGCCGGCGUCGAAUCUAACGGCGCCGAAGCUGCUGACGGGGAGGCGAAGGAGCCCAACUGGACGGCAGAAGUGGGAGCAGUUUCAGCCGGUCUGCCGGCAGCAGGACCUUCUCCGUCACCUCCCGUCCCGUCACCACGCUCAGUAUUAGCCGCCUCAGCAACAAACUCCACCCACAUGGCCCCGCCGGGCCCCGAGGACCGGGGGCCUCUACUCAAAGCCAACACUUUAGACCUCAGCGAGCUACCACAGAGGGUGGAGAAGGAGGAGGUGGGAGAGGACAGAGUGGAGGGAGAACCAGCGUCUCCCACCAGGAGAGGAACCUCCUCAUCUUCACCUCCUCACCAGAAACUGGGCUUCUCCUACAACAGAGACGCUGAUCUGAUCAAGAAGAAGAGGGCGAGCCUUCGUCACUCCGAGUCUGAACCCUCUUCAGAAACCAGCUCUGCUCCGGUCAACCACACAGAGAUCCCCAUCAAACAGGAACCCACACCUGCUCCUGUAUCCAGUCCUCCAGCUGAGAAGAAGGUUCUUUCCCGUCAGGAGGAGCUGAAGGAGAGAGCCAGACUCCUCCUGGAACAGGCCCGCCGAGACGCCGCCAUGAAGGCCGGAAACAAGAACGUCCUCAACUCUUCAUCCGCCGCUCCCAACAGAGCUGCAGGCGUCUGUGAUGAGCGGGAUGCAGAGCGGCGGAGGCAGCUCAGAGAACGAGCUCGGCAGCUGAUCGCUGAGGCUCGAUCCGGAGUCAAGAUGUCCGACAUGAGUCUUCUGGACGCAUCGAGCUCCGAGAGAGGAAAAGACAGCAAGGCUGGUGAUGCUGGAGGUGUUCUGGGCAGAGUCAGAAGCCGUCCUGAGGUCGAUGGUGUUGAUGGUGGAAGGGGUGAGGAUGAGGAGGAAGGGAGGGUUGAGGAAGAGCAGUUCCACUUUGAUGAUGAUGAUGAUGAUGAUGAUGAUGAUGCUCCAUCUGCUCUGGUUACUAACCCCCUGGAGGCUCUUCCAACCAUCUCCAGCUCCCAGGGACCCGUGGAGCUUACUAACCCUGGCUCUGAGCUAACCUCUCUGGGUCCAAACAGUAAGCAUAUGGAUCUGAAGCUGAAGAAGCUGGUGGUGGUCAGCCCAAGAGGAGUCACCUCCCCUUCAUCCCCAUCCUCCACCUCCUCCUCUUCCUCACCCUCCGCCUCCUCCACCUCCCCACUCAGCCCUGCAGAAGGCCUGGAGAAUAACGCUGAGGAGCUGCGAGCAGAGCGACUCCGUAGAGCCACAGAGAGGCUGAGGAGUCCUGUCGUCUUCAACAAGGACUCAGCCGUCAGGAAAACUCAGCUCAAGUCCUUCAGUCAGUACGUGGAGACCAGACCAGAGGUGAAAAGACAGAAGUCCAUCCCUGAGGACCUGAAGAAGGCUGAGGAGGACAGAGCUUCACCAACAGAGAUCGACCUUCGCAGACCGUUUGAAGAGGAGAAGGCGUUCAAAGACACCAGUCAGUAUGUGGUUGGGGAGCUGUCUGCUCUGGAGAGCGAGCAGAGGCACAUCGACGCCCGAGCAGCUCGCGUGGAGAAGAGGCUGCGCUAUCUCAUGGACACAGGCAACAACAAGGAGGAGGAGGAGGCCAUGAUGCAGGAGUGGUUCAUGCUGGUCAACAAGAAGAACGCCCUGAUCAGGAGACAGAACCAGCUCUCUCUGCUGGAGAAAGAACACGAUCUGGAGAGACGCUUCGAGCUGUUGAACCGGGAGCUGAGAGCCAUGCUGGCCAUCGAGGACUGGCAGAAGACCGAAGCCCAGAAGAGACGAGAGCAGCUGCUGCUGGAUGAACUGGUCAUACUGGUGAACAAGAGGGACGCACUGGUCAGGGACCUGGAUGCUCAGGAGAAGCAGGCCGAGGAGGAGGACGAGCACCUGGAGAGGACGCUGGAGCAAAACAAAGGCAAGAUGGCCAAGAAGGAGGAGAAGUGUGUCCUGCAAUGAUUGUCAGAAAACAACCAACGGAUGUAGCCGAUGAAAGAAAUGUACCAUCAUCAUCAUCAUCAUCAUCAUUAUUAUUAUUAUUAUUACUGAUAUUAUUAUUAUUUGAUAGUUGCUUUUAGACCUUUCUAUCAGCUCCUGGUUGGAAUCCGGAUGUUUCGGUGACAUUAAACCUCAGAGACUCGACCUCUGCACCGACUUUCUACUAAAAUCCUGUAUUUUUCUUUUCCUGAUGGAGAACGGUACCUGAGUGGAACCCGUCAGAGCCUGGAGCAGCCGGUUACAUAUUUGAGAGGUACAGAACAAACCGGCUGCAACGGGAGGAUCUGACUUUUAUUCCACUGAAGACGAAGCGUUUGGACUUUUUAAAGAAGAAAAAAAAAAAGAGUGAGAUCUGUCUUCUGGAGCUUCUUCGUUACUGGACUGUACCUUUGAAUUAUUUCUCUUUUUACUUGUAAAAUAUCUUAACUGGGGAACCGUUCAUAAAUCUCAUAACUUUCUAUCUUUUUGUUUUUGAAUUGUCUUGGCUUGAAAGCAGUUUACCAAAAGAAACAUGUUUUAAAAAUCUAAAACCUCUUGUUGUAAAUUUCAUCUCUGCUCUGAACACUUUCCAAAACCUGUUUUAUUUUUUUGUUGUAGUCAGAAACAACAGAUUUAUAUAUUAUUUAUUGCGUUUGGAAGUGAAUCUACAUCACAUUUCAUUUAUGAGCUUUUUUUUUUCCUCAAAAAACUACUUUUUUUAGUUUCUAUUUAUUGUAUUCAGAAGAAGAGAAAUCUGCUUCCACGUGCAUCUCAGAGCUCCACAUCUGGUGCAGCUGUUCUUUAUGUGUGAACAUUUAUCUGAUUAUUUAUUCCAGUGUCAUAACCCAGUCUUCAGUAAUAAAGUCCUUCUGGUUUCAUACUCCACGGA
Amphiprion ocellaris (clown anemonefish) is the source of this 5354-nucleotide messenger RNA. RefSeq names its product EH domain binding protein 1 (gene ehbp1). The transcript is spliced from 26 exons. The record is from RefSeq and is a predicted model, not a curated record. Lineage: Eukaryota; Metazoa; Chordata; Actinopteri; Pomacentridae. Gene Ontology annotation, molecular function: protein binding. Bases 551 to 4447 code for a protein of 1298 amino acids.